Molecule: messenger RNA, 1089 nt
Organism: Lingula anatina
Lineage: Eukaryota; Metazoa; Brachiopoda; Lingulata; Lingulida; Lingulidae
Product: carbohydrate deacetylase
Biological process (GO): carbohydrate metabolic process
Molecular function (GO): deacetylase activity
Source: RefSeq, a predicted model, not a curated record
GUCAUGCAAAUGGCACGGCGGCAGCAGCCUGUUUGACGACGACAAGUGAACUCUAGUUAUAUAUCUUCUGUCUUGAUCAGUGCAGUCAUCUUGCAGGUGGCGCAGCACAAAACAAUUUCAAUUAGUAAUGAAGAAGCACCUAAUCAUCAAUGCUGAUGACUUUGGUUACUGUGAGGAGAGGAACAAAGGCAUUGUUGAAUGUUACAAGGCAGGGGCUGUUACAAGUACGACCUUAAUGGUCAGUGGUCAAGCUGCCCAACAAGCUGCUGAACUUAUCUCUGAAUAUAACAUAUCUGUGGGUUUGCACUUUAACAUAACUGAGGGGCAGCCAGUUUGCCAGUCACUUCAGACCAGUGGUUGCACAUUCACAGAUGCAAAUGGUUGGAAAUUAGGAAUGAUAGGCUUCAGAGAAGCUUUACAUUCACAGAAAGUGGAUAUGAAAGAGGUUAAGUUAGAAUUGGAAAGUCAGCUCCAGAAGUUCCAGUCUUUGUGUGGUCAUCUUCCACAUCAUGUAGAUGGACAUCAGCAUGUCCACACCUUGGAUGGAGUAAGGGAGGUGUUUGCUGAAGUCCUAUCUAGUCACAACAUUUCCUGCACUAGACUUCCAGUGGAGGAUGUCAAUGUACCCUGGCUUAACAGUGACUGGAAACAAUUCUUUACUUCAGUUGUGAACAGUGCAGUUGAAGCCAAGGAUUUAUUUUAUCAAAAUGGAAUAAGUUCAACUGAUCAUUUCCUUGGCAUGACCACCAUGGGCAGUGAUAUGGACAGUGAAAUGACAGAGGAAAGAAUCCAGAGUGCUCUAAAGGCAAUUUUUUCACCCGAUAACACAAUAAACAAGGAUAAGUCUUCCGUGUCAUGUGAACUGAUGGUCCACCCUGGAUAUCCAAAUUGUGACCUCCAAGGUGGCUGUGGGCAAGGACCAGACGGCUUUGCUAAGUCAGCAGACAGAUUGCAUGAAGUUCAAGUUCUUACAAGUUCAGCCAUGCAACAGUUCUAUAAAGAGCAAGGUAUAAAACUUAUCUCAUUUAAAGAUUUGUAAGAAAAGGGCAUGAAGUUCAAGAAACUAUGAUAAUAUUUUUGAAUGAAUUU